UUUGUUAUUGUCCGGCACCCUUGCUUGACGCUUGUUUUGUGAAUAUUUUAUAUAUUAUUUACCAAACAAAAUAAAUACCACGCUACAUUUUAUACAUAAAAUAAUAUAAAAAAGAUAAGUAACAUCAAAUCAACAUGGAAAUAACUAGUCGCAAUUUUGACGACGAGUUUAAAAAUAUCAAAAGAGAUAUUAAUAAUGCUUGUUUUGUGGCAUUUGACGCCGAAUUUAAUGCAAUUCUAUCUGGAGAUAACUUUAAAAACAGAUUAUUUGACACAAAUGAAGAUAGGUACAAUUUAAUUAAGAAAGAAGCUGGUCAACUUAUAAUGACACAAGUUGGGCUGACAAUUUUUGAGUACCAGAAGGAUCGGGACACAUACAUGGCUAAAUCCUACACAUUUUAUUUGUGCCCACAAUCAUUUGCUGACAUCGAUCAGUGUUUUAUCUUUCAAGCUUCCACACUGAAGUUUCUACGCACACAUCAUUUUGACUUUAAUAAGUUCAUAUACGGAGGAGUGCCAUAUUUGAGUAAAGUUGAGGAAGCAGUAGUAAGAAAAAAUUUAAAGGAGGACAUAUUAUUCAACCAGCUAACGAGAACACUUCAGAUGGAAGAUGAGAAGCAACUACAACACUACUGCUCUGAGGUUUCAAAAUGGCUGAUAAGAAGUAAUGAAGAGACAAUGUACUUGGAUGUCAACAGUCAUAUACUUCGGUACAUAACUCAUAUGGAGAUUCGGAUGCGCUUCCCAAACGUACUCACCACAGAUAGCUUAGGCGAUGGUCAAAAGAUCCUAAUAUACCGGAACAAAACCGUAGAGGGCGCCAUCAGCACGCCCAGAGAAGAACUAGAAAAUAACCUACUGAGCGGCUUGCUAGGGUUUUCAAAAAUUAUAACACUACUAGCGGAAUCCCAGAAACCCAUCGUUGGACACAAUUUAUUUAUAGACACGUUAUUAUUACACAAUCAGUUUAUAGGACCACUACCGAAUAAAUACAAAGACUUUAAGAAAAACAUUCAUGCAAUGUUCCCUAUAAUAUAUGACACGAAGUAUUUAUCCCACGAAAUGGCAAAGAAACUCCCAUUCAACGAGUGCUGGAAGUCAAACGCAUUACAAGACCUUUACGAGUUCUUUGCGGAAAGGAAAUUUAAGAAAUUACAGAUGUGGGUGAAUACCAUUCAGCUAAGCCGGCCUUUUGCGGCGAACCAGACUUACCACGAAGCUGGCUGGGACUCCUAUUGUACAGGUUUCUGUUUCGUGCGGCUGGGUCACUGGGUCGCCUGUGAGAACCGAGGCAGCUUCGUCAAUGUAGGACCCAGGGAAAUGUUGAAGGUGCUGACACCGUACUGCAACAAGGUCAAUGUCAUUCGUGGAGCUGUUCAGUACAUGAAUUUCGCGGAAGACGAUCCGCCGCGCUUUCGACCACAGCUGUUGCAUUUGAUGCUACUCAACCAAGGCUCCAUCAAUGUCACACAGGUGGCGUCCGAGCUGGGGACCUUCGGCUCCAUAGAUAUCAAACCUUAUGGGAGCAGAGCUGCAUUAGUGGCCACGAGCAGUCAGAAUGUCGCCCUCAAGAUCUUAAAGGAGUUCAGGAAUAGUAAAGAGUACAAGAUAACUCCUUACAGCAUAUAUCGACACUCGCCGGCUAAGAGCGUUGUGCUUUGGAGCAGCGCCUUAAUCACCGGAAGCAUAGUGCUGUACCUUCUACACAAGAAAUUAAGAUAAUAUAUGUAUAUAUCAUUAUUUCUUAUUUUCAUGUAUAUAAGCUAAUAUGUACUUUUAGUACUUUCUGUAAGUGAAGUUAUUACCAAAAUGUUUGUAAGAACUUAAAUAUGAAACAUAAUUUUCAUGGCCACGUGACUAAUAGUAACAUAAAUAACAGAUUCCUAAAAUACUGCUUUUAGUGCCUUAACUAUAAAACACUGCCACGUUUCCCAUACUCAAAGAGCAUUAACAGUUAAUAAAAGUUCACUAUAAAGUGAACAACGCCACUAAACUCAAUUAUACAUUUUACUACAAACACCUUAGUGUGAUUAAUACGCGGUAAACACAUUUCUGUAACUCCGUCGUACUUUGCAAACGUAAACUGAUAUUUGUUCUACGAGUAUUUUUAAGUACAAAUCAUGUAUGUAAGUACUUAGAUUUCCUAUAUAUUUUUUCAUAAAUUACUAUCAGAAGAUACUUGAAAACUAUAUUUUCUUUCUUUUCGCCUUUUUCUUGGAUAAUAUUUUGUUUAAUACAACUCAAUCUAAAUAAAAUUGUCAGUCAGUAUAUUAGUUGAAGUAUAUUAGAUACCUAGUGGAAUUUGUGAUACUAUACCUAAUUAUAAACGUGUUACGUAUUAAUUAUGUUAAAAUAUUUAACUAAAGUUUAUUAAAUUAUAUUUGAUUAUUGCUUCACAAAUUAAGGUUUGAAAAAUUUAAUGCAGGUUUGCGUCUUUUUCUUUAGUGGCAACAUUAAUAAUUUAACUGUUUCUUAAUUGAUGUAAAUAUUAUAUACAGUGUAGAAAAACCUUAUAUUUUCAUAUAAAACUUGUCCCGAAUAUAAACGAACACGAUAAUAAUCAUCAAAAUUGUUACAGCAGUUUAGUAGUUAGUUUACAAGAUUUUGUUACAGACUUAUUUAUAAUCAAGAGAGAUGUUUAUAAAUAUGAAUUAACGUGUGAUCAUUUGAUUUUGUAUGGUAUUCCCAUUUCAUUCAGUUCUCCGUCUUUUUCUUCAGUGGCAAAUUUAAUGACUAUAUUUUUUUGUUAAUAGAUGUUAUAGUUAAGUGUGAUAAUAAAUAUAAAUAAUGAAAACAAACUUCCUGAAGUAGACUGAUUGAGUUUUAAUUAGUUUUAAGCUAAAACGUGUCACAGUGUACCUUUACUACCUAUGUAUAUUUUGUUAAAAUAAAUCAUGGGUCAUACUGUA
This is a messenger RNA of Spodoptera exigua (beet armyworm), 2908 nucleotides long. Lineage: Eukaryota; Metazoa; Arthropoda; Insecta; Lepidoptera; Noctuidae. The record is from the annotation of a GenBank genome assembly.